Molecule: messenger RNA, 3489 nt
Organism: Cryptococcus deneoformans JEC21
Lineage: Eukaryota; Fungi; Basidiomycota; Tremellomycetes; Tremellales; Cryptococcaceae
Product: fork head homolog XFD-2, putative
Exons: 4
Coding region: 381-3131 (916 amino acids)
Biological process (GO): regulation of transcription by RNA polymerase II
Molecular function (GO): DNA-binding transcription factor activity, RNA polymerase II-specific; RNA polymerase II cis-regulatory region sequence-specific DNA binding
Source: RefSeq, a predicted model, not a curated record
AGCUUAUUUCUUCCUGUGCCGGUCCUCGACCAUACUAUCCUUACUCACUUUUGCCACCCACAAUUACAGCACAGCCAUCGCCACCGCGCCGCACCGUCCGCCUACAACGACAGUUACUACGGCAAGGCCAAUCACUACGCGUCUUGAGCAGCUCUUUCAUCCCGUCCGCUUUAUCGGGCUUUCAACCUUUCCUCCCUCCCUUCCUCUUUGACGGCACCGCGUCUAUCACACGGACCGGGACAUCCAUAUAGACAUACAAAACGCGUCUGCUAUACUGGAGCACGACUCUUCUGCCCAAUACCAUUUGCUCCAGUUUACAGCCCCGCUGGACGGGAAGAGUAACACCGCCUAUUUACAACCUCGAGCAAAAUUUUCGCCAAAUGUCGCGUCCUACGAGCUCGGACUCUCAACAUUCUGGCAGCAUGUCCUCCCAUAAUGUCAUUCAGAAUGACAUCACCCAUGAAAAUAGCUUCAUGACAACUCCCACGUCCGCAUCUUAUCAAACUCAAGUCUAUUAUGCCGACCCUUACGCGCACGCGUCAUUCCAACAGUACCAAUCGGGCGCGUAUGGUGGAGAGAUGCGGGAGCAUAUGAUCACGCCGUACGGUGGACAUCAGGUGGCUCAAGGAAGGAUUGCGAUGCCGAUGCACGGCCAGCCGUUGCAUCGCUCGCCCAAUGGCGCGUACGAGGAGUUUGAGUUCACGCCCUUUGUGCCAGAAGAGGAGACCACACCGUAUCUGCAGGUACCUGAGAGGUAUCACGCCAUGGUCCAGUCGCCCAGCACGACUAUGGGCCAAUUCACCCAUCCGCUGUCACCUGUUGACCAGAUGACAAUGGACCAACAACAUCAUUUUCGGCAAAGUAACUCGUUGGGCUCUCAACCUCAACAGUUCAUCGUUCAAACCGGCCGCCCACAACGACCCAAGCUCCAGACUAGCCAAUCUAUGAUCGUAUCCACGCGACCCAGUACCCAAACUUCUAUGCAGCGACCAGGGAUGACGCGACACGCAUCUCUUCGGGGCACGACGCGCCCUGAUAGUCCGUAUGUGGCCGGAGACGUUUUUGAUCACGUUCCUGGGCAUCUGGAAGAAUCGCCAAUUUACCAGCCAAUCCCUCCUCAGGAUCCAUCUUGGGAGCUUUCUGCGUUUGAACCUAAUUAUGCCAACGGCCAGGGUAUCUCCCCCGCUCGUGCUCUGGGUCCCGCGCCUCCGCAGCCACAACGUUUCUCUCCACGCCACGACGAGUUGAUGGUCACCCCUCAGGCGAACAAGAUUGCAUACUCUGAACACCCUCCGUCAUCCGCCAUUUCCACUGCUGCGUCUACAUCCUCCAGCUUUUCAGUCACUAUGAAGCAUCAACGACGCGAAUUUGACAGUAGCGAUGAUGAGCAAGAAGGUCGUACGCGUAAACCAUUGCCUUCGCGCACGGUCAAGACGCGUCAAGAAGAAAAGCUUCCCCCGCCGCCUCUCCCUCUCCCGACGCGUCCUCCAAAGGCGUCCAGUGCACGGGCGCCCGUCAAGCCUGCAAAGGUUGCCGAAGACCCCGGCGUCGAAGGUGUACCUCCAGGGCCAAGAUCACACGAACGGCCUGGUCCAUCUUUUGCUUGCAUCAUCGGUCAAGCCAUUUUAUCAUGCAAGGCUGGUGGCCUUUCGCUCGAGCACAUUUACCGAUAUGUAGAGACAGCUUAUCCCUACUUCAAAUCUGGCGAUAACGCGUGGCGCAACUCGGUCCGACAUAACCUAUCUAUCCACAAGAUGUUUGAGACCAUUCCGCGAACUGAAAAAUUCCCUCCUGGUAAGGGUGGUAUUUGGAUUAUUCACGAGGAUGAAAAGUGCCACUGGCCAGCGCAGGACAAAUUUAUCAAAAAUUUUCCUCCUGGUCACCCUCAUCACGACGUGUGUCGCCAGACGUUGCAUGAGAGGCAAAAGGAAAAGGACGCUAUGGAGAAGGCCGCGAGGGAAGGGAGGGUGUAUGUACCCAAGAAGGGAAAGAAGAGAAGAAAGCAAAUGUUGAAAGAAGAAUUGGAGGCUGAAGUGGCUAAGCGAUUAGUCAUGGGAAAUUCAGGAGCUGUGACCAGUGAGCAAAAGGUUGAGGAAGAAAAGGAACAGACACCCGAGCCUGUCGAACAAGAGACUAUUAGCGAAGAGCCUGUUGUUACCGAGCCUGAAGCUCGACCAGCUCCCGAGCCUGAGCCUACUGCCGAAACCGAAGGUGCCUCCAAACCCCAAACCAAAAAGAACACACCCAUGCCACCUCCCGCUGCCAAGCUUGGAAAGUGGGCCUUGCCUCCGCCUCCUGUAGAUCCCAAAGGAAAAAGGAAACAAGCAGAGUCUGAAGAUGAUCCCCUCUUCUCCACCUCCAAGCGCGUCCGUAUGGCUGAGCCUCUUGCCCCUAUCCAUCCAUUCCCCCAAGAAACUGUACCGGGCAAGGCUGAAAAGUAUGACGCCUCAUUCGUCACUCCUGAAAGGGAAAGGCCCAUCCCUAAUGGUAGCAAACUCUUAUCAAGCGCGAGUGAUUUCAAGACACCCGCCCUUGUCCAAUCAUCUUCAUCACCAGGAUCUCCACCUAUGCCUGCCACCGUUACCCGUCCAACCCACCACCCCAGCAGUCUGCAACAGGCAUGGACACAUGACGACAUGUCACAAACCCCUCCUCGCGAUUCAUCACCUGCUAGACCGAUGCUUGAUGCGGCAUUUGAUUUGAAGCCCAAGUCUUUACGUACAAAGCAAGUCGCGCAGGAGGAUGAAUUCCCACAUUCUCACACUCACCUCGCUUCCCCUCCACAUCCUCGUGGGCCUCCCAAAACACCUGUUACCCGCUCUUCGGCGGCAGCAGACAAAACUCAGACUCCCCGCUUACAUCAUCGCAAAACACCAAGCAUGUCGACCGUCACCCCUGUCGUCUUCCGAGAUAGCCCUGGUCUUCCGCCACCAACGUCGAGUGCUUUACUCUCUACACCCAUGUGGGAGAUUGGUGGCUGCUUGGAUAGGCUGAAGGACCAUUUUGCGCCUUCACCCACAUCCAGUAUUCACCCGAUCCGGUCACCUGCCCCGCCAACGAGUCCUACGAGGUAUGCGAUGAUGUUGAUGGACACUGGCAGUUCUCCGAGAAAAGGAAAGAGUGCAAGCUAAGUGAUGAACGGCCGCUCGUCUGUUUGGCGAGUAGAGAGACAUGUGAUUGAAGAAUGGGCGAUGGACAAGGAUUGUCAUGAUUUCUUUUUUUUUUCUCGUUUUUGACGUUUAUAUAUCAUGACCCCAUAAUAUACAUGGCUAGAUACCAGUUUUGCGUUUCUUUUCCAUAGUGACUAAUUUGUAGCUUAGCGUGCGUACUCAGCGUUACAUACGAGUACAUCCAAUCUUUUCAUCUCUUGAGCAAUUCACUCCAUUACCACCCAUUUCGCCCUCAAGAUUAUAGUUUAGCAAUUCGAUUAUGUUGUUGAUUUUUUGUCGAUUGCCAGACCUGGCCACUAUGCAUAGAGUCUUAUGUGAA